UAGCCAAAGCUUCCCCAUGGUGGAACCAAAGAGCCCCAACGCUAAUUUCCUCCACUCAUAACAUAUCCCUAUCUGUUCAAGCCAAAGACAACUCCUUUUCUCUAUCAACCACCUCUCGUUUACACUUUUGUUUCACUCCACUUUCUCUCUUUCUUCUCCAUCUACGGCCAAUCCCAGGCAAAAACCAUUUUCCUGGUUCCUUGUCAGUCCAUUUUUCAGGCACUUCCCAGUUGGGAGAAGGGGGAAAUGGCACAGAUUUUAGCACCCUCGACUCAAUGGCAAAUGAGAUUACCGAAGACCUCGACCUUUGGAAGUCCCAUUGCGACGAAAAUGUGGAGUCCUUUGAUGCUGAAACAGAACAGGAAAGGAGCAGCUAAGAGUUCUGGCAAAUUUAGAGUGCUCGCCUUGUCUGAGAACAGCACUGUCAACAGGCUAGAGAAGUUUCUAAACAUGGAUAUCACUCCAUACACUGACAAGAUCAUUGCUGAAUAUAUCUGGAUAGGAGGCAGUGGAAUCGAUAUGCGUAGCAAGUCCAGGACAAUAUCAAAGCCGGUUGAACAUCCGUCCGAGCUUCCCAAGUGGAAUUACGAUGGAUCAAGUACCGGACAAGCACCCGGAGACGAUAGUGAAGUUAUUUUAUACCCUCAAGCAAUCUUUAAGGAUCCUUUCCGAGGAGGUAACAAUAUCUUGGUACUUUGUGAUGCGUACACACCAGCCGGUGAACCCAUUCCCACAAACAAGCGCGCCAGAGCUGCUGAGAUUUUCAGCAGCAAGAAGGUGGUAGAUGAAGUACCAUGGUUUGGGAUCGAGCAAGAGUACACUUUACUUCAACAAAAUGUGAAAUGGCCUUUGGGCUGGCCUGUUGGAGGCUACCCUGGUCCUCAGGGUCCUUAUUACUGUGCAGCUGGAGCUGACAAAUCAUUCGGGCGUGACAUCUCGGAUGCACAUUACAAAGCUUGCUUAUAUGCCGGAAUUAACAUCAGUGGAACCAAUGGGGAGGUUAUGCCUGGCCAGUGGGAGUAUCAAGUUGGUCCAAGUGUUGGCAUCGAAGCCGGAGAUCAUAUCUGGUGUUCCCGAUACCUUCUUGAGAGAAUCACUGAACAAGCCGGCGUUGUUCUCUCCCUUGAUCCUAAACCAAUCGAGGGUGACUGGAACGGUGCUGGAUGCCACACCAAUUACAGUACGAAGAGCAUGAGGGAAGAAGGAGGCUUUGAUGUUAUAAAGAAAGCAAUCCUGAAUCUGUCGCUUCGCCACAAGGAGCAUAUCAGUGCCUAUGGUGAAGGAAACGAGAGAAGACUGACAGGAAAGCAUGAAACAGCCAGCAUCGACACGUUUUCAUGGGGUGUGGCUAAUCGCGGCUGCUCAAUCCGAGUUGGGCGUGACACUGAGAAGAAUGGAAAAGGUUACUUGGAAGACCGACGCCCGGCUUCGAACAUGGAUCCGUACGUUGUGACAUCAUUGCUUGCGGAAACUACACUAUUGUAUGAGCCGACACUCGAAGCUGAAGCACUUGCUGCUCAGAAAAUUGCUUUGAAGGUCUGAUUUAAAUAGUUUGGCUUGGUUCUAGCUCAUUUACAGGGAUGGUUUGCACUUUUUAUAAAUUGGAUGGCUUUUAGGGGAAAUCCCUGUAAAUGAAAGGGUCCUAGAAUGAGUACUUGUUCUUGUCAAAUGAUAUUCUUAAAUGGAUUGUCUUGUAAAUUAAAAUUACUGGUCUUAUCAUGUA
Molecule: messenger RNA, 1723 nt
Organism: Hibiscus syriacus
Lineage: Eukaryota; Viridiplantae; Streptophyta; Magnoliopsida; Malvales; Malvaceae
Product: glutamine synthetase leaf isozyme, chloroplastic-like
Exons: 14
Coding region: 247-1542 (431 amino acids)
Cellular component (GO): cytoplasm
Molecular function (GO): glutamine synthetase activity
Source: RefSeq, a predicted model, not a curated record